AAUGCAUGAUUUGAUAAAAUAAAAACCCUAAAGCAAACAACUUCACUGUUUAGCGAAAAAAAAAAGGCAAAAAAGAAAGGACUGGUGAAAGAAAUGAGCAGCUCAGUGACAACAGAUAUAGAAAGCUCGACCCCAAUCUCCGACGGUGGUGGCGGCACCACCGACAACGCAACCAAGAAGCCCUCCAAUGACGAAUCCGUCGAUUCCACCCCCUUUGGUGUAGGUGAAAGAGUUCUUGCUUUUCAUGGUAACUGCCUUUACGACGCCAAGUUCAUUCUUUCAUCUGAUGCACUCUUUUGUGUUGCGUGUGCAAAGGUGCAAAAGGUUGAACACUGUGUGGAAGAAUUGAAGUAUUAUAUUCACUAUGUAGGGUGGAAGAAAUCUUGGGAUGAAUGGGUAAGUGUGGAUCGCCUUGUGAAAUACACUGAGGAGAAUCUUCGGAAGCAAGAUCAGCUUAAUAAUGAGCAUGCAACUGAGAGAAGUGCAAAGCCUGGACGUCAAUCACAAGAUAAAACUAAAAGCUCUGUGGGUCAGAUUUCACAACCUCCCGGCUUGAGUGGCAAGAAACGGGAAUGUGAUAUCGAUGUGAAGGAGGAUAGUGUUGCACCAUGGGAAAAGCUUAUGAGCAUCCAAAUUCCGUCUGCCUUGAAGAAACAUCUGGUUAAUGAUCAAGAAUGUAUAACUCAUCUGGGCCAGUUAGUCAAGCUUCCACGUUCCCCAAGCGUUUGUGAGAUAUUGAACAAGUAUUCUGAUUACCGGGUGAAGAAAGAUGGCGUAAUUGUUGAGACUGUUGUAGAGAUUAUAAGUGGGCUCAGAUGUUACUUCGACAAAGCUUUGCCGGCAAUGCUACUGUACAAAGAAGAACGUGAGCAGUACAAACAAGUGAUUGCUGAUAACACUCCUCCUUCGUGCAUAUAUGGAGCCGAACAUUUUUUAAGGCUCUUUGUUAAAUUGCCCGAGAUGCUGUCGUCCGUGUAUAUCGAGAUGGAGACAUUUCAAGAUCUACAACAAAUAUUGAUGGACUUCCUCAAGUUCCUCAAGAUCAACCGAAGUGCAUUUUUUAUUACAAACUACCAGAAUUGGGGGGGUUCGUUCACUGCUGUUAAGGAAGAAGAAAACUAGGAAAUGUUAUCUGAGGUGAUCUUAAUGGAAAUGAAAAGGACAUCAUUUUCGUACAGCAUGUGGUUGUCGAAUGAGUUGGUCGUUCAUAGCUGAUGAUAUGUAAUUCGUGGCAUACCGAGAUUUUUUGACCAGGCUCUCUAAUAUAUGUGAAGGUUGCCCAGUUAUUCUCUGAUAUGUAAUUCUUGGCAUAACAAGAUUUAGACUUGCAUGUGAACUCGACACUGAUACUACACCUGUUGAGCAAUUAUAUAAUAUAAAUUUAGUGUUGAAGAACAUACAAUCUUUAUGUACUAAAUGUGGACCAAUAAUAUCAAGUUAUC
Messenger RNA from Striga asiatica, 1442 nucleotides. NCBI's taxonomy places the organism in Eukaryota, Viridiplantae, Streptophyta, Magnoliopsida, Lamiales, Orobanchaceae. The record is from the annotation of a GenBank genome assembly.